GAGGGGGAGAGAGUGAGUGAGUGAGAGUACCUCAGGGCGAAUGAAAUACAAUUAAUCAUAGUACGAGCGUGGGAGAAUCUGGUAGUGAAAAGAUCAUCUAAUCAAUAGCAGAGCAGCUUUUAAAAGCAGUGCCAUCUCAUUUUAUUUCAUUUGAAAAGACGUAGCGCAGUUGCCGAUUCUAAAGUGAUUUUUAGGAACUACUGGUGUAACUUUUUUAUCUAUUUCAUUUUGACUUGUGACCAAGCUAAUUGAUAUAGAGAGAUAUACCCGCACGGAGUUUUCUGCGCCGUUAUUUUUCUCACUUUAUGUAAACGACGUCGACAAAGCAGACGACACGUCCGCUCUUUCGUCGCUUCCCGGCUUAUGUUGAGUGAACCGUCUCAAUGAUGCUGGUUUUCCGAGCAUGGACAAUACCCGAUGUAAAUGUUUUUAUUUUCGGUGCUCUUUCUCUCAUUUUCCUUCUUCCACCUACUAUAUCAACGUCGGUUGAAGAUUCUUUAUUCAAAAGGCUUCGUAUAUUAAACGGAGAGCCUAGAAUAUGGUACGAAGAGUCGACAGUUUACGAGCCUUCGCCAUCAGCAGCCAAGACAGUGACCAUCCGUACUGUCACGGAGAGUCAGCCUGAAGAACUUGUUACUCAAACUGUUUCCCAUCUGGCUAGAUUUAUAGGCCAACUUAAUAUCGGACACGAUGAAUUGCGCAGUAUGAUCACUAGAUUAUUUGAACACAGGCGCUGUCCGGAUGAUUCGAUUCCGUGCAAUAAUGGCAGACAGUGCUACCAGAAAUUACGAACGUGUGACGGGUUUCCAAACUGCAUAGAUCUGUCAGAUGAAGAAAACUGUGAAAACAAAUCCUGCCCUCUCGCGACGAUGGAAAAAUGUGCUGACGGCAAGCAAUGUAUUCUUGCUUCAGAUAUAUGUAAUGGACAAGUGAACUGUUUAGAUGAAUCAGACGAGUUUUAUUGUGAUACUGAUGACUGUGCAGACGAACCUUGUGACAAUGGAGGAACAUGUAACGAUAUGGUCAAUGAUUACAAUUGCUCGUGCCUGCCUGGUUUCAUCGGAAUAAACUGUGAGAUAGCCCUGUGUCCUGAAGGUAAUCUCCUAUGUAUGGAAGGAUCCACCUGCUAUCCAUCAUCAUGGCGAUGUGAUGGUCUUCUUGAUUGUCCAGAUGGAUCAGACGAAUAUAAUUGUAGUAAAUUUGAGUGUGAACCUGGUCAGAUGAAGUGUGCAAAUGAUAAGCAGUGUAUUCUACCUGACUGGCUUUGUGAUAAUUACACUCAUUGCUCUGAUGGAAGUGACGAGACUGCAUGUGUCUAUGAUCCAUUUAACAUGUACCAUGGCGAGACGGACGUUUUCUGGGAUUUCUGCCAUGACCUGAAUGGAACAAGAUGCCUUCAUGAAAGUGUUUGUUUUUUCUCACAUCAAGAAUGUGAUGGACAUACAGCGUGUCCAAACCACCAUGAUGAGUGGUUCUGUUGUCCUGAGGGUCAAGUGCGGUGUAAAACAGUAGACAAGUGCUAUUCUAUAUUUGGUAUGUGCAAUGGUGUAUACGACUGUCCCGAUCAAAGCGAUGAAGAAUGUGACUUUGGGGAUUAUUUAUAAUAAGCAGUCGGAUAGUGUAUUCAGCCCUCUCUCGUCUAUUAGUGACCAAUCAAUUUUACAUCACAUUAUUGUAUAUCAGCAAGUUCUGCUUCAUAUCAGGGAGGAGAGAUUGCAUGGAAGUUCUUAUGUUUUGAUGAUUCCAGAGAAUGCCUCAUAUUUAUUUUAAAGAUUUGAUUAUUUUUCAAACAGUAUCUGCAAAUAUUCUCGAAAACAAAUUGUAAGCGUGACAUUGGUUCAAAUGUGCAUUGAUCUUUUGUAAUAAAAACUCUCGGGCUAAUUACGUGAAGUUACAUUACCAUCUUACACUCCCUUCUCUUUAUAAGAAAAAGGAAUCGAGGACAGUGACAAUAUUUCCCUUCAACCCUCGCUUUCCAUUGAAAAGAGAUCGAUUCUAUGUAUCAUGCAUGCAUAAGCAAACAUGAGUCAUUCCCCAUACCACGAUAGCAAAUUUUUAGAUGUAUGUUUCACGCUGUUCUAUAUUACUUUUCACUAACUCAUUUCACACCCUGACCGUUUCUUAUAUCGGUGCCGGAUGAGCAAACUUCCGUUUGAUGAAUAAAGAUCAAAAUAUAUUCAAUUUAUU
Molecule: messenger RNA, 2187 nt
Organism: Lytechinus variegatus (green sea urchin)
Lineage: Eukaryota; Metazoa; Echinodermata; Echinoidea; Temnopleuroida; Toxopneustidae
Product: LDL receptor repeat-containing protein egg-1-like
Exons: 8
Coding region: 384-1604 (406 amino acids)
Cellular component (GO): plasma membrane
Molecular function (GO): protein binding; calcium ion binding
Source: RefSeq, a predicted model, not a curated record